AUGGCUUACCGACACCGCGGCCGCAAAAAUGCCAAGAAGGGCAUCCAAUUCACUCUUAUGGUUGUUGGCGCGAGUGGUACUGGACGCACAACGUUUGUCAACACCUUGUGCGAGUCUGAGGUCCUUGCUCCCAAGAUCGCCGACAACGCAGAGACUGCUCACGUCGAAGAGGGCAUCCGUAUCAAACCUGUCAAUGUUGAGCUCGAGGAAGACGGAACCCGCAUUGCUUUGACCAUUGUCGACACCCCUGGAUUUGGUGACAACAUAGACAACGAGUUCGCUUUCCAAGAAAUUGUCGGCUAUCUUGAGCGUCAAUACGACGACAUUCUUGCAGAACAGUCGCGUAUCAAGCGUAACCCACGUUUCCGCGACAAUCGCGUCCAUGCCCUUCUCUACUUUAUCCCUCCCACAGGUCACGCCCUUCGUGAGAUGGACAUUGAGUUGAUGCGCCGUCUUUCCCCGCGUGUCAAUGUUAUCCCUGUCAUCGGUAAAGCCGACUCCCUUACUCCCUCUGAGCUCAAGGGCUUCAAGAAGCGCGUCAUGGAGGAUAUUGAGUACUACGGCAUUCCGGUCUACAACUUCCCUUACGAUGUCGAAGAAGAUGAUGAGGAAACCAUCCAAGAUAACUCUGAACUCCGUGCCAUGUUGCCCUUUGCUAUCGUUGGUAGUGGUGACGAGGUUGAGAUCGACGGCCAACCCGUUCGUGCGCGUAUCUACCCAUGGGGUGUAGUUGAAGUCGACAACCCCAAGCACUCGGACUUUUCAAGGUUACGCUCAGCUUUGCUCAACUCACACUUGAUGGACCUCAAGUCCCUCACUGACGACGUUCUCUACGAAACCUACCGUACCGAAAAACUCUCGCGCAUGGUUCAUGCAGACAACACAGACGACUCCAUCCUUCCUGAAGAUCUCGCGACUCAAAGCGUGCGUCUUAAGGAGGAACAACUCCGUCGCGAAGAGGAAAAGCUUCGCGAGAUCGAGCUCAAGGUCCAACGCGAGAUCAACGAGAAGCGGCAAGAACUGCUUGCCAAGGAAGAGUCGCUCCGCAACCUCGAGACCAGGCUUGCAGCACAGGGCUCUCAGGCCGAGUUCUAG
Molecule: messenger RNA, 1095 nt
Organism: Rhizoctonia solani
Lineage: Eukaryota; Fungi; Basidiomycota; Agaricomycetes; Cantharellales; Ceratobasidiaceae
Product: Septin
Exons: 6
Coding region: 1-1095 (364 amino acids)
Biological process (GO): cytoskeleton-dependent cytokinesis
Cellular component (GO): cytosol; microtubule cytoskeleton; septin ring
Molecular function (GO): GTPase activity; GTP binding; molecular adaptor activity
Source: RefSeq, a predicted model, not a curated record